AUGGCACCUUCUGCAGACAUUCACACUGCCACCAAUGGCGCCAACGGCGUCCACAACGGUGUCAACAGUCUCAAGAAGUAUCAAGAUCGCUCAAACCUGGUCCCCUUCUCUUCGCGCCUGAAAGAAGGCCGUGCUCUGGCAGAGGACGUGUGGUCCAUUUUCAAUGCUGCCAAUCUGCCCGCCGAUUGUAUCAAUCUCGGCCAAGGAUACAUGAACUUUGCGCCCCCAUCUUGGGUCAAAGACGCUGCCGAAGACGCCUUGAACAGUGUCGCAACGAACCAUUACUCACAUCCCAAGGGCCGUCUGCGUCUCCGCCAGGCCCUCAACAAAUUUUACGGCCCCCAGCUUGGGAGGGAGCUUGACGUCGAAUCCGAAAUUUUGGUAACAAGUGGAGCCAAUGAAGGGCAAUAUUCUGUCUUCGUUGCCUUCCUAGAACAGGGUGAUGAGGUCAUAAUGUUUGAGCCCUUCUUUGAUCAGUACUUGCCUUCCGUAACAUUUAACGGCGGUAUACCCGUUUAUGUUCCGCUACACCCUCAAGCGUCAGUUGAUAACCCCGCAAAGAACGAGUGGUUAAUCGAUUUUGAUGAAUUGGAACGGGCGAUUACCCCGCGUACGAAGAUGAUUAUUGUAAAUACCCCUCACAACCCUGUGGGUAAAGUCUUCACACGAGCAGAACUCGAGAAGAUUGCGGUUCUAGCCGAGCGUCACAACCUUCUCGUCAUGGCAGAUGAAGUGUACGAUUAUCUCGUAUUUGACGGAAAAGAGCAUGUAAGAUUUGCGACCCUGCCCGGUAUGUGGGACCGUACCGUUACAGUUGGCUCUGCGGGCAAGCUGUUCUCUGCGACUGGUUGGCGAGUAGGUUGGCUCAUCGGGCCGGCCUCCAUCAUCAGGCCCACACUCGCCGCAACCACUCGUAUCGUGUUUUGCACAAAUUCGCCGCUACAGGAGGCAGCAGCGGUAGGUUUGGAGCAGGCGAGAGAGCGUGGCUUCCUUGAACAGCAGACCCGCGAGUACGAUGAGCGCCGUAAUGCACUUACGGCUGCAUUUGACAAGCUCGGCAUGAAAUACUCUCAGCCGGAAGGUAGUUAUUUCGUGUUGCUGGAUAUCUCUUCCGUCCAAUGGCCAGAGAACUAUCCUUUCCCGCCAAGCGUUUUAGGAAGGGGCCGAGAUUUCAGCGCGUGUUGGUUCAUCGCGAUGGAAGUUGGAGUGUCUUCUAUACCCGUCAGCGAGUUCUACUGCGAAGAACAUUGCACCAUCGGCGAGAACUACGCACGAUUCGCCUUCUGCAAAGAUAUCGACACCAUGAAGCAAGCUGCAGAGCGCCUGCAAAGUCUCAGCAAGUUUUUGAAGUGA
Molecule: messenger RNA, 1353 nt
Organism: Fibroporia radiculosa
Lineage: Eukaryota; Fungi; Basidiomycota; Agaricomycetes; Polyporales; Fibroporiaceae
Exons: 9
Coding region: 1-1353 (450 amino acids)
Biological process (GO): biosynthetic process
Cellular component (GO): mitochondrion; cytoplasm
Molecular function (GO): L-kynurenine:2-oxoglutarate transaminase activity; pyridoxal phosphate binding
Source: RefSeq, a predicted model, not a curated record